GAAUUUUGAAAAAAGGUUGUACAGGGUGCAUCCGACAGGCCCUUCUAUUCACCUAGAACCAGUAGCCGUUUCGUCAGAUUCCUUGGAUCCUAAUUUUGUCUUCAUCUUGGACGCUGGCCUGAAAAUAUCGUGUGGAAUGGUAAGAAAGCGAAGAAUACGUUGAAAUCUAAAGCGAGGCUAAUGUGCGAAAAUAAACAAGAACGAGAGGAAGAAUAAAGCUGAGAUCAGUACAGAAGCUCAAGGGAGUGAAGGCAAGGAGUUCUGGACGGUACUGGGUGAACCUGACGGGGGAAAACCAGAUGAACCACCUAAAGAACAUGUGGAUCUCAACUUUACACCUAUAACACCAAGGUUGUACCAAGUACAGCUAGGCAUGGGUUAUUUGGAAUUACCCCAAGUGGAGGUACCACAUGGAAAACUAGUGAAUACACUUCUGAACAGCAAACAUGUCUACAUAUUGGACUGUUAUUUGGAUGUUUUCGUAUGGAUCGGGAAGAAGUCAACGAAGCUAGUAAACGCAGCCGCUGUGAAAUUAUCUGAAGAAUUGUUUAAUAUGAUUGACAGACCCGAGUAUGCUCGAGUGACGAGAGUUAGGGAAGGAACAGAAUCACAGAUUUUCAAAGCGAAAUUCAUCGGUUGGGACGAAGUUAUAGCCGUAGAUUUCACUCGUACGGCCCAAUCUGUCCGUAAGACGGGCGCUGACUUGACCCAAUGGGCCCGAAAGCAAGAGACGAAAGCGGAUUUGUACGCGCUGUUCAUGCCCAGGCAGCCUCCCAUGCCUGCGCAAGAGGCCAUGCAAUUGGCCGAUGAGUGGAAUGAGGACCUGGAGGCCAUGGAAGCAUUGGUAUUGGAUGGGAAAAAGUUUGUUAAGUUGCCACAGGAGGAGAUGGGCACGUUCUAUUCGCAGGACUGUUACGUUUUCCUAUGUCGUUAUUGGAUGCCAGUGCCUGAUGACGUUGACGAUCCUUCAUCACAUGUUGCAGAUGACGAUGCCGAUGAUUUCCAAUGGGUUUGUUACUUCUGGCAAGGGCGAGAUGCCUCCAAUAUGGGGUGGUUAACCUUCACAUUUACGCUCCAGAAAAAAUUCAAGGCACUGUUUGGUGACAAGUUAGAGGUAGUACGGACUUAUCAGCAACAAGAAAACAUGAAGUUCCUUGCCCAUUUUAAGCGAAAAUUCAUUGUGAAACGUGGUAGCCGACGAAAGAGCAAGGAAGAAAAACCUCAGGUUGAAUUUUAUCAGAUGAGAUCAAAUGGCAGUGCUUUAUACACAAGAUUGGUACAAAUACAGCCAGAUGCUUCUCUGCUGAACUCUGCUUUCUGCUAUAUCUUGAAUGUACCUUUCGAACAAGAUGAUUCUGGUAUAGUAUAUGUCUGGAUAGGCUCAAAGUCUGAUCCAGAUGAAGCAAGAUUGAUUCAAGAGAUAGCCGAGGAAAUGUUCAAUAGUCCGUGGGUCACAUUACAGGUAUUAUCAGAAGGCGAAGAACCCGACAAUUUCUUCUGGUUAGGGCUUGGCGGAAAGAAGCCUUAUGAGAAAGAUGCAACUUUCAUGGAAUACACAAGACUUUUUAGGUGUUCAAAUGAAAAAGGUUACUUUAGUGUUUCAGAAAAAUGCUCAGACUUUUGUCAGGAUGACUUGGCAGAUGAUGAUAUUAUGAUUUUGGACAAUGGAGAACAAGUUUUCCUCUGGCUGGGUGCAAAUUGCAGUGAAGUCGAAAUUAAGCUAGCAUAUAAGUCUGCACAGGUUUACAUUCAACAUUUGAGGGCCAAACAACCCGAGAAGCCAAGAAAAUUGUUCCUCACGUUGAAGAAUAAGGAAUCAAGAAGGUUCACAAAGUGCUUUCAUGGUUGGGGCACUCAUAAGAGACCUCCUGAGUAAUCCUUUGUUAUUUUUACCUUUAUUUAUUCUAUUUAUUACUAAUUUUAUUUUUGAGAAAAUUUUAAACGAUGAACUAAAUUUUAUAAUUGAAAAAGCAAAGUAUUUCCACACCCUUUUAUGCAACGGAUUUUUUUAAUCUGAUGUUUCUAACAUACAUACCUUACAUUCACUUUUUACGUAUAAAUGAUUCAUCUUGUUGAAAGUCUACAUUUGGUGUAAUCUAACCAUACUUCAAGAUUUUUUGAAUGUGCUGUGAUCUGUGAUGUAAAUGCUUUUACCUUGUAACUGCAAAUGUGUUUGUAAAUUUUAUCAUUAUCGAAAAUCAAUCAAUAGUACUCAUGUUACAGUAUAUUUAUUUAUAAUCUUAUAAUUUGUGAUUACUAGGCGUUUUCUUUAAGAUAUAACAUAGUUGUAUGAUAAACAUGGUACAUGACAGCUUGUAAAAGGCUUCGAAAGAAUAAAAAUACCUAUGAAUGCAUA
This is a messenger RNA of Acanthoscelides obtectus, 2356 nucleotides long. The record is from the annotation of a GenBank genome assembly. Lineage: Eukaryota; Metazoa; Arthropoda; Insecta; Coleoptera; Chrysomelidae.